Molecule: messenger RNA, 3959 nt
Organism: Penaeus indicus
Lineage: Eukaryota; Metazoa; Arthropoda; Malacostraca; Decapoda; Penaeidae
Product: zinc finger and BTB domain-containing protein 14-like
Exons: 8
Coding region: 2393-3880 (495 amino acids)
Biological process (GO): regulation of transcription by RNA polymerase II
Cellular component (GO): nucleus
Molecular function (GO): protein binding; DNA binding
Source: RefSeq, a predicted model, not a curated record
UAGGCCUCUGUGCCCCUAUGGGGCACAGAGGCCUAAUUUUUUUCUUUAAUAUUCUUUUUACAUAUACUGUUUACGACUUUUUUAUGAUCAACUUGGGAAGGAAAUGCAUUAGAAGCAGGGUCUCAAAAUUUGGUCGUUCUGUUCAUUACAGACAAACUAAACAUUGUACUACAUUGCUGUGUGAAACUGAAACAAUUUCACAAUAUUUAUCAGUAUUUCCAUGUCUCCUCAUGGUCGCUAUCAUCCCCAAUGCCAAACACAAUGCCAUACCCACACCAAAUCACAUAUCAAUGCAUAUCACUGUGGCCUUUCCCACCCACAACCAUCACUGUCAUUACCAUGGUUAUAACUACACAGACAUUCAUGGAAUUACUACCCACACCACCAAGCAUCUUCUGCAAAUCCUGAAACGUACCUCAAGUCUGAGCAUGAACAUGGAGGCCACAGCAUCAGUCAGUUUAGUCCUGUUAUUUAGAUAUUUCAUACUUCUUGAACUAAGGACUGCAUCUUGCUUGACAAGGUAGUCUACAAUUUGUGUUGCAAAAUUAUAAUGGCUUGUUGUCCUUUUCCCUGAGUGCCAAAUGCAUGGAGGUUUGGUAAAGGUAUAAAUCACUGAAUGUAUCAUUAAGUGAUUUUGGUUAUACCUUCACUUUCUGCAUAUUUUUUUGAUAGCACACAAGCAUACACAUUAUUUAGAAAAUAUGUUACUUUUAUUGUAGUUCUGCACACAGGAUGCACUGUUGUGUUUUUUGUAUAAGUAACACUUCAAAUAGGCUCAUUUAAAUAGGCCUAUCCUAAAAUCUGUUUCCAAAGAACAGCAAACAUGUAUAAAAUACAAAGAAACACUGAAAAAAAACAUUAACAUUAAAAGAAAAAUAUUUCCUUGUGCCCUAAAAAGGAAUAUACAAAGUGGAAAUUACAAGAUGGUAUAAGAAAUGAAUAAAUUUCUCUUCUUAGAAUCAUACAGAAGGAUUGUCCAUAAACUGCAAGUUUGAACGUAUCCAGUAAUUGUUUAGAAUUGGACCACAUGGAGCAAUACUUUAUAAAAUAAUAAGUUUAUGAUACUCAGUUAUAAAUAAUAAUUUUAGAAAGUUGGUUUUAACUAAAUUUGAAGGUGUAGAAUUAAACUAUCUUGUUGAUUGUAAAAUAUUCAUACAAGUAAAAAUGCAACAACAAAUAGUUAAAAAUAGCCUUAAGAAAGAGAUAUAUCCCAUUUUAUAAUGUUGAUGAAGAGAUACAAUUUAUCUUUUAUAAGAAAAGAAAAAAAGCCUUACUAUUAAUGCAAUUCAUUUUUUUUAAUUAACCCUUUACCAAGCACUAAUAGAAAUACAGUGAAAUUUAGGAUUUCAGUUACAGAAAAUAAAACUAGAACAUUAUAAGACAGAUUUAUUUAUGCUACCAGCAUUUCCCUUUUUCAUGGUAGACAAAGUGACUAAGAACAAUAACUUGUUAGAAAACAUAGCAAAAUUUAUAUAUAGGCAGUAAUAAUGAACUUACCAGUCUAAUGUAACAUUUUUGUCUUAUAAAUAUCAAAAUCAUCAUUCAAGUUUAGAGAUAAAUAAGCACAUGAAAAUAAAUGACAGGUUUCCUUUACUCACAUUUCUAUACAAAAAUAAAUAUACACAUAGUUUUGUGUGUGUGUGCUUAAAUGCAUGCAUGCAUGUGUGUAUGUAUGCAUGUAUAUGUGCUAAUAUGCAUACAUAUGUGUGAGUGUUUGUGUGUUUAGUUUUGUAUUGUAAACCAAGAACACUUUUAAUUAAUUAUUUUAUUGUCUUCAAUUUUAUAUUGCAAACCAAGAACAUUUAUAAUUAAUUAUUUUAUGAAAUAUUAUGUCUCUAUUAAUCAUGAAAAAUAACUCCGUCGCGCCCGUAAAUCGACCAAUUAUCGCGCGCGUUACAAAUCGACCCAAACAAUCACGUGCGUUUUUCCGGAACAGCUGACUGGAUGUAAACAAAGAGCGCCGCCGAGACACGUAAAGGGCCGACCACUUUAAUCUAUCCCCCCCCCCCCCAGGGAUCCCUUAAUUAACAGAGCUAGAUGCUUCCCCAGCUGUAAAAGGGCCGGUCACGUUAAUCUAUUAAGUCCAGGGAUAUCCCUUUACAGCGCUGGAUGCUUCCCUAGCUGUAAACGAAAAUGAAAACGCUACGUCGGUACUUCAUCCCUGCCUAGAGCUGAAAAAUAUGGCCGGAACAAAGACUAUAAUAUAGUCACCAGUAAACUCAUUAAUUAGAGUCUUAAAACAGUGAUUAUAUAUCAUAAUAGAAACAAAAAUUAUUACUGAAGACACAUAUAUUGCAUCGAACAAUGAUGUCUCAUUAAAUGUUUAUAUAUAGUCAAGAUAAACGUUCAUUUGACAAGCAUAACCAACAACCCACUCGACACGCUAAAGAACAUGGAGCUCUCCUCGCAAGUUAUUUACGCCUUGUUGGAGAAAGUGAGAGCCAAAGAGCCUCUGUGGAACCCCAAUCACAAGGAUUAUAAAAGUAGGAAUCUGAAAAGAACACUCAUGGAUGAAAUAAGCAAGGAACUCCGCCGUGAAUACCCGAGCUACGCGCAUCAGCUCUCCACAGAAUAUUGCAUGAACAGAUUUCAGUAUCUGAGAAGCAACUUUCAAAAACAGCUGAGAAAAUUUCGAAAUGCACCUGUUGGCCCUUGUGGCGAGGGAGCAUCCAAAUGGGAGUUUUUUUCCGCAUGCUCAUUCCUGCUGCCGAUUUAUGAGAUAAAUAGCGACACGCCUAGCUUUGAAAUUCAGCAGAACAAUAUGAAGCCCAUGAGCAAGAAGAGAAAGAUAGAUGGGGAUGAUUCGUCAUCAGCAAGCACCAGCAAGCAGGACCAGGCACUGAAGAGUAUACCUUUGAUGCACAAGAGACCGGAGACUGCUUCCACUCCCAUCUCAACUCGUUGUUGUUCACAUGACGGCCAGCCAGGACUAACGCCAAAAACAAAAAACAAGCCAACACCAGAAAGCCAACACAGCAAACACCAGACUCUAAUCCUAAAGGGCCUGCUAGAAGAUGUAACCUUUGCGGAUGUGACACUAACAGCUGAAGGGAAGUCAUUAAAAGCACACAAGGCAGUGUUGUCGGCCAUGAGUCCCUACUUCAAGAAAGUGUUGCAGAACAACCCCAGUCCACACCCCAUUAUCAUCAUGCCUCUUGACAUGCAGUUUGAGGAUCUCAAAGGAAUAAUAGAUUACAUUUAUAUGGGUGAGAUAGUUGUGUCAACUGAGAAUCUAUCCUCGCUCUUCAAAGCUGGUCGUGUUCUUCAGGUUUCCGGCUUGACAACAGUAGAUGCUGUAGGUGUAAAGGCACCCAAUGCACCUUUUUUUGAUAAUGACCAGUCAGUACAUAAGGAUACCAGUGGAGCAACUUUAUCAAUGGAAACCAACCAGGGGAGUGAAGUAAGAAAUGAGGACGCCAAUAAGCUGCAGUCAUCUCAUGGAUCUCGAAAAAGCAAAGGAUCAUCUGUGGAAAAUGUAGCAGAGAGGCAGAAACACAAAGAUAAAGGGGCAAACAGUACAAUAGUCACUGUGGAGGCUGCUGAACCGUCGGAGAACAGAAACCAGAAGAGACCGGAAACCGUAGACUCGUCAAAGACAGAAUCCUUUGAAAAGACUCCUGCUCAGCCACUGCAGGCCAGAGGAAGCUGUACAGUUAUAUCAGAUGAUGACAGUUCAAAGUGCAUGUUUUUGACUGAUGAAGAAACUAUGUCGUGUGACUUUGAUUAUAAAUAUUUUGAGGAACAAGAAGAGGAAUUAGAUCCACUUCAGAUUCAUAGUCAUGGAAGUGAUGACUCCUUUCAUCAGUCUGCAAACAUAUCUAAUGGACAACAGUGUGACUCCAUAAACUUUGUGACAGUUAAAGAAGAACUUGAAGACUAAAACUAGAAAAAAAUUCUCUCUCUCUCUCUCUCUCUCUCUCUCUCUCUCUCUCUCUCUCUCUCUCUCUCUCUCUCUCUCU